AUGCUCGCCGAUGCAGAGUCGAACGGCUCCAGCGCCAGUCCGAGUCGACAGAGUGCCUCCGACACCCACAUCCAGACCUCCACUUCCAAUGGCAUCCACAAAACCCCCACCGCCCCCAAGGGCUCGACAUCACCGCUCGCACCAUCGGACAAGCCUCUGUAUUUUGGCCACAACCGGGAGGAGGUCACCCGUCUUCUGAUCCAGACCCUGGCCGACAUGGGCUUUGAGGAAGCGGCAGAAAGCGUUCGUCGGGAAAGCGGAUGCGAGCUGGAGAACCCCACUGUCGCCGCCUUCAGGAACAGCGUCCUUCGGGGCGCCUGGGAAGAUGCCGAGGAUCUCCUGUUCGGCGCCGUGGCUGGCGAUGACAGUACCUUGGGGGGCAACGGGCUCGUCCUGGGCCGCGGCACCGAUAAGACCGCUCUGCUGUUUUUGAUCCGUCGCCAAAAGUUCCUUGAGCUGCUGGAGAGGAAGGAGACGACGCAGGCCCUUGUGACACUACGCACCGAGCUCGCGCCGCUGUACCAAAACUCCGAGAAGCUGCAUUUCCUCUCCGGCCUCCUCAUGUGCGACUCGACUGAAGACCUGAAGGCCCAGGCGGAUUGGGAUGGCGCCCAGGGACGGUCGAGGCACGCACUGCUGACGGAGUUGUCGAACUGCAUCUCACCCUCGGUGAUGCUCCCCGAGAACCGUCUGGCCGUCCUCCUGCAGAAGGUGAAGCAGAGCCAAGUUGAUAGCUGUCUAUGGCACACGCAGUCGGCGUCGCCAUCGCUAUACUCUGACCACUCGUGUGACCGGAAUCAGUUUCCCACGGUAAUCGCCUUGCAACUCAAUGACCAGAAGGGUGAGGUGUGGGGAGUCCAAUUCUCUCACGACGGCAACCGGCUCGCAGCUUUCGGCAAUGACGACGCCGUGACCAUUUGGGGUGUCCCUUUUUUUAAUGUCGUGCGGACUUUGGGAGAUCACAACGAAGGCGUCGCCAAUCUCUCGUGGAGCCCCGACGACUCGAUGAUCGUUACCUGUGCCCUGGACAAGUAUGCCAGGCUAUGGAAUGCCGAGACGGGUGAGCUGCUGAAAAAGCUCGAUCGCUUCGGGGAACCCAUCACUGGCUGCGUCUGGGCUCCGGAUGGGCGGAGCUUUACCGUCAGUUCUUUGGACAAGAAGCACAGCAUCCGGACCUAUAACCUCGACGGCGUAUUGGUCCACGACUGGGGAAAGAGCCACCGAGUGCAAGACUUGUGCGGGUCCCGAGACGGGCGGUGGAUGGUCGCCGUGGACGAUCAUCAGACGAUCCACGUAUACAAUGGAAUCACCCGCAGCCCCGAGUUCGAGAUGCAGAUGAAAGUUCGCCCCACGUCCGUCAGCAUAAGCGAGGACUCUUCGCUCCUGCUUGUCAAUAAGCAGGAUUCAGAGGCACAACUGAUUGAGCUCGCCACGCGUUCCGUGAGCCAAAAGCUGCUCGGUCACACCAGCGGCAAGUACUUAAUCCGCAGUGCAUUUGGGGGUGCCAAUGAGAGUUUUGUCCUCAGCGGCAGUGAAGACGGAAACAUCUUGAUCUGGCACAAAAAUACUGGUGCCGUCGUGGAAAGGCUACCAGGACAUGCCCCCCGGGCCAAUGCCGUAGUAUUUAACCCGACCAACCCGUUCAUGAUCGCUUCGUGUGGUGAUGACGGUCUAGUCAACAUGUGA
Molecule: messenger RNA, 1686 nt
Organism: Sodiomyces alkalinus F11
Lineage: Eukaryota; Fungi; Ascomycota; Sordariomycetes; Glomerellales; Plectosphaerellaceae
Product: WD repeat-containing protein
Exons: 4
Coding region: 1-1686 (561 amino acids)
Biological process (GO): proteasome-mediated ubiquitin-dependent protein catabolic process
Cellular component (GO): GID complex
Molecular function (GO): protein binding
Source: RefSeq, a predicted model, not a curated record